AUGGCACCCAUCUCCAAACUCAUUGGUGCCAUCAUUGGCUCCCUCACUGCCGCCAGCACCGUCCUGGCCAUUUCCAUCUCCGAAUACUACUACGGUGAGUGUGACACCCCCGUCAACACAUACUUCUCGGGCUCCAUCCUGACCUACUGGAACACGCACACAGGCAUCUCCAUCGGGUGGACCGAGACCGAGGCGUGCUCGCUAUGGAUCUACAGCGAUAGGAACUGCGAUGACCCCGUGGAGGAGCUCUCAGCCGCCGACGAUGGUCAUGUUUAUCUUGCCUACUUGGCUGAGGGAAUGAUAAAGAGGGGGUUUCGCUAG
This is a messenger RNA of Cryphonectria parasitica EP155, 321 nucleotides long. RefSeq lists its product as uncharacterized. The record is from RefSeq and is a predicted model, not a curated record. The transcript is spliced from 2 exons. The coding region runs from base 1 to 321 and encodes 106 amino acids. Lineage: Eukaryota; Fungi; Ascomycota; Sordariomycetes; Diaporthales; Cryphonectriaceae.